Messenger RNA from Gekko japonicus, 1131 nucleotides. RefSeq names its product chromosome unknown open reading frame, human C6orf58. The transcript has 7 exons. The record is from RefSeq and is a predicted model, not a curated record. Lineage: Eukaryota; Metazoa; Chordata; Lepidosauria; Squamata; Gekkonidae. The coding region runs from base 1 to 1131 and encodes 376 amino acids.
AUGGUUCUGUCAGGCAGGACACCUGUUGGGCUGAGACAAUCUCUUUGCCACCUCCCUUGCUUUCUUUUGGUUGCUACUUUGAUCUGUUCAGCACCUGCAGAAACUUGGACUCCAGAAGGCUACCAGGAUGCUUUCCCUCCAUUGUGGCAUCUUGCUCCUGGAAACCUGGAAGAAUACCCAGUGAAAGGCAAUAAAAUUUUGAUUGCUGCCUGGAACUACAAGGAAAGAAUGGGGAUGUAUAAAAUAAUGUUACAGCAUUCAGCUAAAUAUUUUGCAGCACUGGGAGCCAAUAAUGAAGACAAUAUCCUCUGGGGUUUGCCACUGCAACAUGGUUGGCAAUACCAGUCCGGCAGACUAGCAGAUCCACUAAAUUUUACAUCUUGUGGCCAUGAAGAUGGAGAAAAUCUGUGCAUAUCUGCACACAGCUGGUGGGCUUGUGCAAAUUAUGCACUAGCGAUUAUUCCUUUUCUGGGGGCUGUAGAAAGUGGUUUGUUUGGAGACUUACCAUAUGAGGUAGAAAUGCUACCACCAGAUGAGCGAAAAGAUGACUUUUGUCAUAACACUGUAGAAUGCAACAAUCACGCACCAAAAGUUAUGGCUGGAUGGAGGGACUACUUCAAGUAUCUCUCAUCCACUGCACGGAACUCUGAAGCAAUUUCCUUCUCAAAAGAUGAAGCAUUGAAAUAUAUGUGGAAAGCUCAUGUUCUCUCCCUCUCUUAUGCACUUCCAAAGUGUCAAAAUCGUCUAAAAUUCCUGAGUGGCCCUGAAAGUGCUUUCGGAGCAGACUGGGGUAAUGCAGUGGAUUUCAUUGCAGCCACGCAUUUUUCCACAGACCAGAUUACUACAAACCAUUUCCAAACUGGAUUACCACCACGGAAACUCCUUGAAGGAGAUAGAGCCCCAUCGAUUGGUGACUUCACUCCUACGCAGAAUAAAGUGUUGUCUCUGCUUUCUUUUCUUCGCAAGACAAAUGAGAAAAUGAGAGAACUUGUGCAGAUGUUCACAGAGAAGUGUGCUGAUGAAACACAACUGUGUUACCCCUUUUCAGAUGUAAGGAGGAACUUUGUUGGUGUUAUGGAAAAUGGCAAUGUCUACAGAAGCUGGAAAGAAAGCAGGACGUGCCCUUAUUGA